UUUGCAGAUAACCAAGAGCCGCCGCGCAUAAAGUGCAAUCUUCGGAAGCACAAACCUAACAGAAAGCCUAGAACUCCCUUUACAACCCAACAACUCCUAUCACUCGAGAAGAAAUUCAGAGAGAAGCAAUACCUUAGUAUCGCCGAACGAGCUGAAUUUUCAUCAUCCCUCCGACUGACAGAAACCCAGGUGAAGAUUUGGUUCCAGAAUCGACGUGCUAAAGCGAAAAGACUUCAAGAGGCUGAACUUGAAAAGAUCAAAAUGGCAGCCUUGGGUCGAGGGGCACCUGGGGCUCAACUCUACAUGGGAUACUUUCAUCCAAGUCUCAUGGGGGGUGCGAUGCACUUAGGGUAA
Molecule: messenger RNA, 354 nt
Organism: Phlebotomus papatasi
Lineage: Eukaryota; Metazoa; Arthropoda; Insecta; Diptera; Psychodidae
Product: homeobox protein H17
Exons: 1
Biological process (GO): embryonic morphogenesis; regulation of transcription by RNA polymerase II
Cellular component (GO): nucleus
Molecular function (GO): RNA polymerase II transcription regulatory region sequence-specific DNA binding; DNA-binding transcription factor activity, RNA polymerase II-specific
Source: RefSeq, a predicted model, not a curated record